GGUGGGAAACGCCCCAUGCCACAAGCAAUCUGGAAGCGGUCCAUGUUCAUCCAAACGCAGGACACACCGAACCCGGACAGUCUCAAAUUUCUGCCCGGCGUUUCCGUGCUAGAGAAAGGUCAAACGAUGGACUUCCCGUCCGUAUCGUCGGCCCAGUGCAGUCCGCUCGCGAAGCUACUGUUCCGCGUCGAGGGUGUACGGGCAGUAUUUUUCGGCAGCGAUUUUGUAACCAUCUCGAAGCAGGAAGAUGCCGAAUGGCGCAUCAUCAAGCCGGAAGUGUUUGCGGUAAUAAUGGACUUUUUCGCUUCCGGACUGCCGGUGGUAACGGACGCAAAACCGAACCCGGACACUCAGUUCAACGAGGACGACGAUGAAACGGUGCAGAUGAUUAAGGAACUGCUGGACACACGCAUCCGGCCGACCGUGCAGGAGGACGGGGGCGAUAUCAUCUUUAUGGGGUUUGAUGAUGGUAUCGUGAAGCUGAAGAUGCAAGGUUCCUGCUCGUCCUGCCCGAGCUCGAUCGUGACGCUGAAGAAUGGCGUACAGAACAUGCUACAGUUCUACAUCCCAGAGGUCGUAUCGGUCGAGCAAGUAACGGACGAGGUGGACAAGAUGGCGGAGCAGGAAUUUUCCCGGCUGGAGAAACAAAUCCGCCAGAAGGAUGAACCACCGGCGGAGAGCAAAACUUAA
Anopheles maculipalpis is the source of this 690-nucleotide messenger RNA. Its product is annotated as NFU1 iron-sulfur cluster scaffold homolog, mitochondrial-like. The record is from RefSeq and is a predicted model, not a curated record. Bases 16 to 690 code for a protein of 224 amino acids. NCBI's taxonomy places the organism in Eukaryota, Metazoa, Arthropoda, Insecta, Diptera, Culicidae. Gene Ontology annotation, biological process: iron-sulfur cluster assembly. Gene Ontology annotation, cellular component: mitochondrion. Gene Ontology annotation, molecular function: iron-sulfur cluster binding; iron ion binding. The transcript has a single exon.